UAAGACCUGUAUGGUGUGCCUCGCGUCUUACUGUGAAGUGCACUUGAAACUUCACAAUGAAUUGAACCCAGGGAAUAGGCACAGGGUGAUCAAUGUCAUAGGCAAGCUUAAAGACAAGAUCUGCACAAAUCACCACAAACUCAAAGAUGCUUAUUGCUGCGAAGAUCAGAGAAGUGUGUGUGUAGAUUGUAUAAGGUGGAAACACAAUGGACACCAUAUUACCACGAAUCAUGAAGCAAGACAUAAACAGCAAGAGCAGCUAAAUAAUAUACAAAUGAAAGUUAACCAGAGGAUCCAGGAAACAGAAAACACCUUGAAGACACUCCAAAAGGCUAAAGAGGACUUUAAGAAGUCAUCACAGGCUCUGGAGAAAGACAACGAGGAAACCUGUGAAGAACUGAUCAACUACAUAAGGAGACAACAAUCUGUGAUCAGAAACAUGAUUAAAGAAAAAGAGCAGAAAGAAAUACAGAGAUCAGACAGCAUUCAGAAGCAACUUCAGGUGGAGCUUGUUGUGCAUAAAAACAGAGCAGAUGAACUGACGGAGCUUUCAUGGACAGAGGAUGACAUCUACUUCCUCCAGAGAUUGCCUCAACUCUGUGCAUCGUCAGAGUUUCCGGCUCUACCAAAUAUCACAGUUAAUACAUCCGUCUUUGAAGAUAUGAAAAAAUCUGUGUCUAACAUGAAAACUCAAGUAGCACAGCUGUGCAAGCGUGAUAUGAAGAUAUCCAUAACAGACAUCCAGCUAAUUCAGACUUCAGCUCCAGUAAUGAGAGAAGAUUUCCAAAGAUAUCUCCCACCUCUGACAUUGGACCCCAAAACUGUUCAUAAAAAUCUUACCCUGAGUGAUAAUAACAGCACGCUGACAUGGAUAGAUGGUGACAACAACUACCAAUUUACUCCAGAGAGAUUUUCACACUUAGCUCAGGCUCUUUGCAUGCAGGGUUUGAGUAAAUGCAGCUAUUGGGAAGUUGAAUGGGGAGGUACACAGAUCUACAUAGCAGUCGCAUAUAAAGGGGUUGAAAGACAUGGAUGUUCCAGCUGUUUGGGUCUUGGACAUAAUGAAAAGUCUUGGAGUUUGUGCUGUAGCCCUUCCAGGAGCUACGUCUGUCAUAACUAUAAAGAAACUGAUGUUUAUGUAAAAGUCUGCCAAAGAGUUGGAGUUUAUCUGGAUUACGCAGCAGGAACUCUGUCCUUCUACAAUGUCUCAAACACCACAAUGUACCUAAUCCACCAAAUCAGUGGCAAGUUUUCUGAGCCACUGUACCCUGGUUUUUGGGUGUUUGAUGGCUCAUAUGUGAGACUGUGUCAUUUUAGUAAGAAUGUGGCUAUUAAAGAUUUUAAAGAUAAAAGUCAUGUGAAAUGCAAUGUAUUGUCUCAGUUUUACUUUUUACGUGAUAACGACUCAGAUCCGAUAAUACCUGAAGGUAGGGAAUGGAGAUGACCGUUGAAUUGGGAGCUCGCUAGAGAGGCCAAUCUGCUUCGAGUGUAACUAAGAGCCAAUAAACAUUGGCAUGCAGUAUUUGCAUAUGCCGGCAAUGCUCCGCCGGGAGAGUAUAAAAUCCGCCGGCAGCUGAACUGCAUUUCAUUUUUCACUGAGCAGCCGAGCAUAAGAACCCGGCCAUCUCAGCAAUGGUCGGACACUACUUAAGUAUUUUUUACUUUCUACAUAAAAGUAAAUUUUUUGGUAUUCGUAUUUUAUCAGUGUUUUUCUUUGGAAAACAUAAAUUCCAAAGCAUAUUAUCAUAAUUUUUACUCCACUUCAUUUAAUGAUUUCAAGUUUUUGGUUUAUAUUAGUACUUUUGUACUUUUACUCAAGAAAAGUAAAAGUACACAAUUUUUAUGUAAUUAGGUAUUAAAUCAAUUUUAAUAUGCAAUAUAAAAGAAAUACACAGUAUGAUUCUAUGCUUUAGAAUGUUGUAAACAUUUUUUAGUAAAGUAAAUUUUUUUUCCAAGACAAACACUCUGAUAAAGCACAGAUGCUUGGAAAAUUUACUUAAAAUACUCAAGUAGUGUCCACCUCUGGCAAUGGUACAGUAACCGUGGCAAGGGGACACGACAUCUUUGUUCCCUACUAAAGGAUCCUACCUUAGAUCCUCACGUGCAGAAUGUUUUUAUUAUUGUGUUUUUUUGUUUUAUUCCUAAUUAUUUAUUUACAUAAUCAUCAUAAUCAUUUUAUAAUCAUUAGUUAUCCAUAAAAUUGUUUAUUUGAUUAUUCAAUAUUAUUUUAUUAUUAUCCAUUUCAUUAAUAUCAUUUUUAUCAUUACAUUAUUGUUUAUUUAUAUUGUUUAUUCAUUUAUUCAUUCAUUUAUUCAUUAUAUUUCUAUAUUUUAUUCAUUUAUUCAUUAUAUUAAUAUGUUUCAUAUGUCUUAUUGAUUUCAUUGUUCAGUCUUAUAGUUGUCUCACAUUUGUGAAGUUUUGUGAGCUGUCCUGUCUCUCUGUAAACAGAGAUAGAUAAAGAGAAUGUUUAUGAAAGCUCAAGGUUUGUGGGAUGUUGCUAUUAAGCAUUUUGGUAUAACAGUGCAUGUUGAAUUCAUGCUGGUUAGACGAGUGUUGAACGAGGUUUGAACAUUGAGACAUAUGCAACUGAAGCUGUCCAUCAAUAAAACUCUGUUCUAUUUUAUCAUCCAAACCUGUGUCUCAUGUCCUCUGUUUGUGCUCUUCUCUAGCAAUGAUUGAUUAAACUCUUAACUGACAGAAGCCUGUUAAACAAGUACAUUUAUAUUUUCUGACGUAAUCUGGUGUCUGGGGCUGGGGCUAUGGAUAACUGAUCUAACACAUGUGAGAUCA
Molecule: messenger RNA, 2790 nt
Organism: Paramisgurnus dabryanus
Lineage: Eukaryota; Metazoa; Chordata; Actinopteri; Cypriniformes; Cobitidae
Product: tripartite motif-containing protein 16-like
Molecular function (GO): protein binding; zinc ion binding
Source: RefSeq, a predicted model, not a curated record